AUGACGUGGCAAGCCCAGCAACGACCAGCUCGACGAUUCCCCGUUAGCAGCCCCACCGUCGUCUUUUCCGACGGCGGCCCUCUAGCUGCAAUGGUGCUGGUGCGGGUGGAUCUGUGGGUGAUGGUGGAAGGCAUCGUCUGGUCCGGCUUCGACGGCAUCGGGUACGUUCUGGAUGCGUCCAGGGGCUACGUGCCUGUGUGCAGAGCUGCGGUGACUUCUGGCUUGGCAAAGGUUGUAGUCACGAUCGUCGCCGCGCAGGAUGUCCCCGUGACUGUUCGUUUCGUCCAUCCGGUGCUCAACUUGCCAUCGUUAAGUACUGCCCGCACUUGUGGACAGAAAUCAUGA
Messenger RNA from Aphanomyces astaci, 345 nucleotides. RefSeq lists its product as hypothetical. The record is from RefSeq and is a predicted model, not a curated record. The coding region runs from base 1 to 345 and encodes 114 amino acids. NCBI's taxonomy places the organism in Eukaryota, Oomycota, Saprolegniomycetes, Saprolegniales, Verrucalvaceae. The transcript has a single exon.